Messenger RNA from Penicillium griseofulvum, 1824 nucleotides. Its product is annotated as GMC family oxidoreductase. Gene Ontology annotation, biological process: secondary metabolite biosynthetic process. The record is from RefSeq and is a predicted model, not a curated record. Bases 1 to 1824 code for a protein of 607 amino acids. Gene Ontology annotation, molecular function: flavin adenine dinucleotide binding; oxidoreductase activity, acting on CH-OH group of donors. The transcript is spliced from 5 exons. Lineage: Eukaryota; Fungi; Ascomycota; Eurotiomycetes; Eurotiales; Aspergillaceae.
AUGCUGUUUCAGACCACUUUAGCACUCCUCACACUCCAGGCAAGUAGAGUGGGAUCUGUGCCUUUGGAACGGCGAUCGAUUCCCCUCGUGGACGAAACGUUCGACUAUGUGGUCGUUGGUGGCGGUACUGCUGGAAGCGUGAUCGCGACACGACUAGCAGAGAAUGACUUCAAUGUCGCCCUGAUUGAGGCUGGGGGACACUAUGAACUUGAGUCUCUGGCUGGGUUGCCUCCAGCCGAUGUACUGUUGACGGGAUCAAAUCCUGCUUCCCACUCCUCUGUGGAUUGGGGCUUCGUGACGAGGGAUCAACCCGGUGCUAAUAGGAGGGCAAUCCAUUUCGCCCGAGGGAAAUGUCUUGGGGGAUCGUCCGCGUUGAAUUUUAUGAUUUAUCAACGUCCGACACGCGAGUCAAUGGAACUGUGGGCAACUGUAGUCAAUGACAGUAGCUACAGCUUUGAUGAAGUGCUCCCAUUUUACAAAAAAAGCGUUCAGUUCACGCCUCCAAAUACUGACUAUAGAGCUCAAAAUGCCUCUACGGACUAUGAUGCCGACGCCUACGAAUCGGACGCUGGCCCAUUGCAGGUGUCGUAUGCUAACUUCGCCGAGCCCUUCUCUUCAUGGAUGAGUCUCGGUAUGGAAGCUAUCGGCAUCGAGCAAGCAAAGGACUUCAACCUUGGUACUCUAAUGGGAGCUCAGUAUUGUGCAUCGACCAUCGACCCAUCGAACGAGCUACGAAGCAGCUCCGAGGAAUCUUUCCUAUCCAAGAUCACGCCAAAGUCACUGACGACUUAUAAACAUACCCUUGCCGAGAAGGUAGUCUUCGAUGAAAAUAAGAGAGCAAUAGGAGUCCAAGUGAGAGGUCUGCUGGGCAACAUUAUCACCCUUUGGGCAUCGGAAGAGGUUAUCAUAUCUGCCGGUGCCUUCCACUCCCCUCAACUACUCAUGGUAUCUGGCAUUGGCCCUGAGGACCAGCUAAAAGAGCAUGGAAUCGACAUGAUAGCCAAUCGACCAGGAGUCGGUCAGAAUAUGUGGGAUCAUACAUUCUUUGCUCCUUCGUACCGAGUGCGCGUGACAACAUUCACUGAAUUUGCUACUAAUCUCCUAUACGCGGCUGACCAACUCGUGAAAGGCAUACUCACCAGAAAAGGGCCCUUGACAAGUCCAAUUGCAGAUUUUUUAGCCUGGGAGAAGAUCCCGCAAUUUAUGCGCUCCUCUUUCUCUGAGAGAACGCUAAACGAGCUGGACAAAUUCCCAUCUGACUGGCCUGAAGCAGAAUACAUUUCUGGCGCAGGGUAUAUCGGCAACGCAUCAAAUCUCCUGACAAACCAGCCAAGAGAUGGAUACCAGUAUGCCUCGAUCCUCGGAGUUCUGACUACACCUUUGUCUCGAGGAAAUGUUACUUUGCAAUCCGCAGAUACCUCAGACCUACCAGUGAUCAAUCCCAACUGGUUCGAUGAUCAGGCUGACCAGGAGGUUGCCAUUGCUAUGUUCAAGCGAAUCCGCCAGGCUUUCCAAAGUGAAGCUAUGCAGCCCGUAGUCAUCGGCGAGGAGUACAAUCCCGGUCCACAGUUCCAGUCUGAUGAGCAGAUCCUCGAGUUCAUCAAGGAUAAUAUGAUGACCAUAUGGCAUCCGAGUUGUACUUGCAAGAUGGGAACUUCGGAUGAUGAUAUGGCUGUUGUUGACUCCCAAGCCCGGGUUUAUGGGGUGGAUGGACUGCGUGUAGUUGAUGCUAGCGCCUUUCCUUUUCUUCCUCCUGGUCAUCCUCAGUCGACCGUUUAUAUGCUUGCUGAGAAGAUCGCGGAGGAUAUUAUCCGGGAGUCCUAG